GUCCUCGACGUCGAGGCGCUCGAGUGGAAACUGCUCAAGAGCCUGCGGUCCUGCGUCUUAGAGUACGGCAUGAUCGAGGACGGCGCCAAGGUCCUCGUGGCGUGCAGCGGCGGCAAGGACAGCAACGCGCUCCUCUACCUGCUCAAGCAAGCGCAGCAACGCCGGCUCUUCCGCGGCAUCGAUUUCGACGUCGUCGCCGUCCAUCUCGAUCAAAAGCAGCCCGGCCACGACGUCGAGCCGCUGCGCGCGUGGCUCGAGGACGACGUCGGCGUCGACUUCCAGGUCAUCGAGGAGGACACGUACAGCGUCGUCGUGGACAAGACGAAGGCGGGCAAGUCCUACUGCUCGCUGUGCUCGCGCCUGCGGCGGGGCAUCCUCUACACGCACGCGGAGCGGCGCGGCGCGGGCGUCUUGGCGCUCGGCCACCACCGGGACGACGCGCUCGAGACGCUCCUUCUCAACAUGGUGCACAACGGCCAGCUCAAGUCCAUGCCGGCGCGCUACGUCGCCUCAAGGGGGGUCGACGUCGUGCGGCCGCUCAUGUACGCCGCCGAAGCCGACCUUCUCGCGUACGCGGACGCCAUGGCAUUCCCGAUCCUGCCCUGCAACCUCUGCGGCAGCCAGCCGUCGGGGACGUCGCAGCGCGGCGAGGCGAAGCUGCUCCUCCACGCCCUGGACGCGUUCGCCGGCGCCGACGACGCGCGGCGGAACAUGCUCCGCGCGCUCUCGGACGUGCGUCCGAGCCACCUGCACGACCGCGCGCUCCGCGAGGCCGCCGGCCUC
Molecule: messenger RNA, 783 nt
Organism: Aureococcus anophagefferens
Lineage: Eukaryota; Pelagophyceae; Pelagomonadales; Pelagomonadaceae
Exons: 1
Biological process (GO): tRNA processing
Source: RefSeq, a predicted model, not a curated record